This is a messenger RNA of Conger conger (European conger), 5512 nucleotides long. It is a transcript of the gene jag1b, whose product is annotated as jagged canonical Notch ligand 1b. NCBI's taxonomy places the organism in Eukaryota, Metazoa, Chordata, Actinopteri, Anguilliformes, Congridae. Gene Ontology annotation, molecular function: Notch binding; calcium ion binding. The record is from RefSeq and is a predicted model, not a curated record. The transcript has 26 exons. The coding region runs from base 268 to 3936 and encodes 1222 amino acids. Gene Ontology annotation, biological process: Notch signaling pathway; establishment or maintenance of epithelial cell apical/basal polarity; heterophilic cell-cell adhesion. Gene Ontology annotation, cellular component: protein-containing complex; plasma membrane.
UCGAUGGAACAGUCACUCACAGACGGCGCUUUCUCAGCUCGAGCGCAUUGUUUCGCAUCUGAUUUGUGGGGGAAAACAGAGCGUGAACAAUAAUCGACAGUUGCAGAGAAGUACAAACGCGAACGGAGACAGACUGCUUUAUAUCUGAAAUCUGAUCUACUGACAAAGUUUUGUUCUCCGCCGUGCAUGUUCAAAUUGGAGAAUAUUGGAGCCGUGUGUCGGCCAGACUUUUAGUUUCAAAGCGAGCGGCAAUAUCAGACAGGAGGCAUGAUUCGGAGACGGAGUUCUUUUUUUGCUGCGUUUUCCUUACAUGCCUUGCUACUAUGCCUACGAGCAAAGGUGACAGAAUCGACUGGACACUUCGAGAUGCAAAUAUUAUCGAUGCAGAAUAUCAACGGUGAACUGCAGAGCGGGUCGUGCUGCGACGGCGCGCGGAAUCCUGCCGACCGAAAAUGCUCAAGGGAUGAGUGCGAUACGUAUUUUAAAGUUUGUCUGAAGGAAUACCAGUCCAGGGUGUCUGCUGCGGGACCGUGCAGCUUCGGCUCGGGAUCUACACCUGUCAUCGGAGGGAAUACCUUUUCUUUGAAAAACACAGCGAGGAAGGAUAAAUCCCGGAUUGUUUUGCCUUUCAGCUUCGCGUGGCCGAGGUCCUACACGUUGAUAGUGGAGGCCUUGGACUUCAGCAACGACACAGCCGGGGGCAGAAGUGAGGUCAUCGAGAAGGCGGUCCACUCGGGCAUGAUCAACCCCAACCGGCAGUGGCAGACGCUGAGGCACAACGGGCCGGUGGCCCAGUUCCAGUUCCAGAUCCGGGUCUCCUGUGAUGAGCACUACUACGGCGUGGGCUGCAACAAGUUCUGCCGCCCGCGCGACGAGUUCUUCGGCCACUACGCCUGCGACCACAACGGCAACAAGACCUGCCUGGACGGCUGGGCCGGCCCAGAAUGCACCACAGCUAUCUGCCGGCAGGGCUGCAACACGGUGCACGGAUCCUGCAGACUUCCUGGCGACUGCACGUGCCAGUUCGGCUGGCAGGGCCAGUUCUGUGACAAGUGCCUCCCGCACCCGGGCUGUGUGCAUGGAACCUGCAUCGAGCCCUGGCAGUGCCUCUGCGACACCAACUGGGGCGGCCAGCUGUGCGAUAAAGACCUGAACUACUGCGGAACCUACCAGCCCUGCCGAAACGGGGGCACCUGCAGCAACACGGGGCCCGACAAGUACCACUGCGCCUGCCAGGACGGCUACUCCGGGGUGACCUGCGAGCGGGCGGAGCAUGCCUGUCUGUCCAACCCCUGCGCUAACGGAGGCAGCUGCACGGAGACCAGCUCCGGGUUCCAGUGCCAGUGUCCGGCAGGCUGGAGCGGCCCUUCCUGCCUCACCGACGUGGACGACUGCUCUCCAAACCCUUGUGGACACGGCGGAGUCUGUCACGACCAGCUCAACGGCUAUAAGUGCAGCUGUCCCCCACAGUGGACUGGCAAGAUCUGCCUGAUCGACGCCAAUGAAUGCGAGAGCAAACCCUGCGUGAACGCCAUCUCCUGCCGCAACCUGAUUGGUGCAUACUUCUGCGAGUGCAUGGCAGGGUGGACAGGACAGAACUGUGACACUAAUAUUAACGAUUGCAAGGACCAGUGUCUGAAUGGAGGCACCUGCAAGGACCUGGUGAAUGGGUAUCGCUGUCUGUGUCCUCGGGGCUACGGGGGGGAGCGCUGUGAGGCAGACCUGGAUGAGUGUGGCAGCGCCCCCUGUCUGAACGGGGGUCAGUGUCGGGACUACCUCGACGGAUUCCACUGCCUGUGUCCCACCGGCUUCUCCGGCGACCUGUGCCAGCUGGACGUUGACUACUGCACUCCCAGCCCCUGUCAGAACGGAGCGAGCUGCUUUAACCUCGCCACCGACUACUACUGCAAGUGCCCUGACGACUACGAGGGGAAGAACUGCUCCCACCUGAGAGACCACUGCCGCACCACCGCCUGCCAGGUGAUCGACAGCUGCACCGUGGCCCUCACCUCCAACAGCACCCCGGAGGGCGUGCGCUACAUCUCCUCCAACGUCUGCGGCCCCCACGGGCGCUGCCGGAGCCAGGCGGGGGGGCAGUUCACCUGCGAGUGCCAGGACGGCUUCACCGGCACCUACUGCCACGAGAACAUCAACGACUGUGAGAGCAGCCCGUGUCAGAACGGGGGCACGUGCAUCGACAAAGUCAACGCGUACCAGUGCAUCUGCGCAGACGGGUGGGAGGGUGCACGCUGCGAGACGGACAUCGACGACUGCGGCGCGAACCCCUGUAAGAACCGCGGCACGUGCCGGGACGUGGUCAACGACUUCUACUGCGACUGCCAGAACGGCUGGAAGGGCAAGACCUGCCACUCCCGGGAGAGCCAGUGUGACGAGGACACCUGUAAUAACGGCGGGACCUGCUCUGACGAGGGCGACGCGUUCCGCUGCCUGUGUGCGCCGGGCUGGGCGGGAGCCACCUGCAGCAUCGCCAAGAACAGCAGCUGCCUGCCGAGUCCCUGCGGCAACGGCGGGACCUGCGUCGUCACGGGAGACGCCUUCGCCUGCGUCUGCAAGGAGGGCUGGGAGGGCAGCACCUGCACCCAGAAUACCAAUGACUGCAACCCACACCCCUGCUACAACAGUGGGACAUGUGUGGACGGCGAUAACUGGUACCGCUGUGAGUGUGCCCCUGGAUUCGCCGGCCCCGACUGCCGAAUAAACAUCAAUGAAUGCCAGUCCUCGCCCUGUGCUGUCGGCUCCACCUGCAUCGAUGAGAUCAACGGAUUCCGCUGCGUGUGCCCGCCUGGCAAGGCAGGCCUCCGGUGUCAGGAAGCAGCGACUGGAAUGCCCUGUGUCAUCAAUGGCCAUGUCGCCUCUGAGGGAACCAGGUGGGAUGAAGACUGCAACACCUGCCAGUGCCAAAACGGGAAGGUGACCUGCUCCAAGAUGCAGUGUGGUCCUAGGUCAUGCCGCGUUCAGGGGAAAGGUCAGGGCGAGUGCCCGGCGGGCCAGGCCUGCCUCCCCCUCAGAGACGAGCGCUGUUUCGUCCGGCCCUGCCCCGGGGCGGGGGAGUGCUGGCCCCCCAACCCGCCCCCUCCCUCACCCAGGUGCCACCUGACCGCCAGCUUCACCGAACACAACUGCGCCAACAUCACCUUCACUUUCAACAAGGAGUCCCUGCCGCAGGGUCUGACCGUGGGGUCCGUGUGCAGCGAGCUGAGACGCCUGUAUGCGGAGAAGAACCUCUCCGCCGAACACUCGCUGUCCGUGACGUGCGACCCCUCGCUGACUGCCCCCGAUGAGAUCCACGUGGCCGUCUGGACCGAGGAGCAAAUAUUAGGACGGAGCCCCGUGAAGGAGAUCGCGGACAGGAUGGUGGGCCUGGUCAGCAAGCGCAGCGGAAACAGCACGGUCAUCUCCGCCAUCGCCGAAGUCCGGCUCCAGCGCAGCCAAAACCCAGGCAAAGCCGACUACCUGGUCCCCCUGCUCUGCUCCGUGCUGAUUGGCCUCUGGAUCCUGGCGGUUGGCUCCGCCCUCCUGUGGUGCGUACGGCGGAAGCAGAAACAGAACGGCCACGGCAACGCCGCGGCGACCGCCACGGACGACAGCACCACCAACAACGUGCGUGAGCAGCUCAACCAGAUCAAGAACCCCAUCGAGAAGCACGCGGCCAACGCCACCGCCGUCGCCAAGGACUUCGAGGACAAAAACUCCAUCAUCGCCAAAAUUAGGACACACAACUCCGAGGCGGAGGACGAGGUGGAGAGGCACCUGCAGAAGGGUCGGUUUGUCAAGCAGCCGGCCUACGCCCUGGUGGACAGGGAGGACAAAACGGCACAGGCCGCGCCGGCCAGACACCAGAAAUGGACGAACAAACAGGACAACAGAGAGCUGGAAUCAUCACAGAGCUUAAACCGGAUGGAGUACAUCGUAUAGCAUCCCCCCCCCCCCAACGCACCUGUGUCCCGUCAUAUUCCGCGUCCAAGGUUUUCACUUGCCUUAUAUCCCUUUUUCGUUAAUUUAAAGUUUUGACAAGCUGGCUUACACUGGCGGUGGUCGUUGCUGUGGUUGGCCGGAAUACUGAGCGCUGCGUUUCACACCUAUGCAAAACUAGCAUCAGUCACCCUGUCUUCGGGACCUGUGUGGUGUCUGUCUUUGGGACCUGCGUGGUGCUGACGCUCCCAAGAGAACGAACAAGCGCCCUUUCAGCUCUCCCUUUAAAGUCGCAUGCUUUGCCAAGUUACUAUAAUAUGGGUCGCAUUCAUGUGAUACCUUUGGAAAGCUGAAAGCACCUUACCGUGGAAGGGGAGAAGAUUACCUCAGCCAUCACCAACGUGUAGCAACCAUCGAGGUGACGUGCGGCGGCCAUUUUGUUUGGAUGCUCACCACACAUCAGCUGAGGAGGGAGAUACUGCGCGUAGUCUUAAGCAUUUUUCUUCUUUUUUUUAAUAGUUUAUUAUUUUCAGUUUAUAUGCAGCCUUUUUUAUGGUUAGUGUACAGCUAGUUCUGUUUCAAAGUGCCUUUGCAGCUCCAUGCCACAGCAACCAUCAAAAAAUUUAAUUUAUUAUUUUUUAUGAUUUUUUUUUUCUUGGGUUGGGUUGAGUCAGUGUCAGCAGUUGCUGCCAAUAUGAAGAAUUUAAGUGUCAAUUUAGAACCUUCUGUAGAUAUGUAAAUUUUUUAAUUAAUCACUGUGUAUAUUUGAUUUAUUAACUUAAUAAUCAAGAGCCUAAAAUACCAUUCCUUUUUAUUUAUGUGCAUUUGUCUAGAUUUGAAGGUUUUGAUAGCUUCGUAAGCUCACAGAUUUGCUAUUGAUGCAAAUAUCAUUUCAUGUUUCUUAAAUGCCAAAAUUUGAAGUGUUCUAGAAAUAAAUUAUAGGACGGGCACUUUCGUGCCUGGAAAAAAAAUGUUUGUACGAUGUCAGGUGUUUGAAAGUUACCACAGCAAACCUUAUUCUGCCAGGACUUUAUUAAGCCCUAAAGGCAGGUUGAAAAAUAGAAAAAUCUGCCUUGGUUGUUAGUAAACGGAGUGGCAUACACUUCUUGCCACAGAAAAAAGAACUUAAGGGAACAAAAUCCUUUGUAACUUAAUGACUGCCUGUUUUAAAAAAGGUGUAAAAAGAGUUUUUAAAGUAAAUGACAGCAUUUGUAUAGCACACCACUUUUAGAUUACUUAAUUAGUAAUUGCCUUCUGCUUUCAUUAGCGUAAUAUAAUAAGCUAGACGAUGAAUACUUGAAGAGUAGGAGGGCCAACACUGUACAGCCAGAAUAAAACACACUGCCCUGCUUAAGACCUCCUUGCUUCCGCUGCCCAAUGUCUUUUAAGGGGCUCUUAAAAGAAUGUUAUUUUCACUUAAAUAACCGUUCAGACCAUGGAGACAUUUCAUGUACUUUUGACUUUAGUGUUAUGAACUUGAGAAUGAAACUUUUCUGGAGUUGUUGUUCCUGGCAAAAUUUUUUUUAAUUGUUUUUUUUUUUUUUUUUUUGUGGAAAGUCAUAUUUAUUAAAUAUUUUGU